Dicrocoelium dendriticum is the source of this 546-nucleotide messenger RNA. Lineage: Eukaryota; Metazoa; Platyhelminthes; Trematoda; Plagiorchiida; Dicrocoeliidae. The record is from the annotation of a GenBank genome assembly.
AUGCCAGAAUCCACAUCUGUCCCUACUUCACCACAGGAUGAAACCACUCAAAGUAGCACAUAUUCCACAAACAUGGAGUACGAUUCACUUGUUGGAGUUAGUCCAGCAACCAGCUCGGAAGAUGGUGAGAAUCGACCUCCAACCUCACAUAUUUUAAUCCUGCGCUUCCUUUGUCCAGCGGGAUUCGCUCGGUCGGAUGACUACAUGUUUCCCUGCGUUACGACCAAUCCACUGAAUAUUCACCAAUGCAUUGCAUGCGGUUCAGCAGACGGCGGGGUGUACAGCCCGCACUGUGGUGUGUCGCAUCUAUCAGAUGUGGCGCACACCGAAUUGCAGCAUCCUCAUAACCCCGGCCAACCUUUACUGUUCCGGUGUUCAGCCGCUGCCCAAAAUGGCUCGCUGCUAUUCACAAUUCAUUCAUCACCCUUUACACCACCAGGCGGGAAGCAUCCAAUGCACUCAGUGGAGAAUCUGCCAAUUCCUUCCUCAUCGAUUGCUUUCAAUAGAAUCAAAACAAAAGGCCCGACUGGCGCAUCCUCAGUUUGA